Dioszegia hungarica is the source of this 1437-nucleotide messenger RNA. RefSeq names its product putative DUF895 domain membrane protein. The record is from RefSeq and is a predicted model, not a curated record. Lineage: Eukaryota; Fungi; Basidiomycota; Tremellomycetes; Tremellales; Bulleribasidiaceae. The coding region runs from base 1 to 1437 and encodes 478 amino acids. The transcript has 10 exons.
AUGGUCAAUCUCGCCGCUAUCAAGGUCGGCAAUGUACGGUAUAACUCCCCCACGACCCAGGUCGUCAUCGUCGGCUUUGUCUGUUUCUGCUCCGUCGGCAUGUUCUCCGCCAUCUCCAAUCUGGGUGCAGGUGGAACGCAAGACCCGCAAUUGUCAUCUACGGCAAACGCGACGCUCUAUGCGUGCUUCGCUAUUAUGGGCUUCUUUGCGGGAUCCGUCAAUAACAUUCUUGGGCCGCGCUUGACGCUGAGUCUCGGAACGAGCGGGUAUUCGCUGUAUAUCGGAUCGCUUUGGUGUUACCAAGUCAAUGGGACUCGUUCCUUCCUGAUCGCUGCUGGUGCCAUCCUCGGUAUCACCGCCGCCCUCCUCUGGUCCGCACAAGGCAGUGUCAUGAUGUCAUACCCACUCGAAAAAGACAAAGGCCGAGCGUUCAGUAUCUUCUGGAUGAUUUUCCAAUCGGGCACCCUCGUCGGGUCCGCCAUCGCCCUCGGUAUCCAGGCCAACUCGACCCUCCCUACCGUGUCCACCUCGGUCUACGUCGCAUUCAUGAUCAUCAUGCUCACGUCGAUCGCUACGAGCUGGCUCAUCCUCCCCCCCAACUCGGUCGUCCGGGGCGACGGGACGGUCGUGGAGCUCACAGCGGCCCUAGGCCCCAGGGAGGAGUUUUCGCAUUUCUUGAAGCUGUUCAAGGACAAGAGGGUGGUCGCUCUCUUCCCUGUCUGCUUUGCCUCCAACUACUUCUACGCAUACCAAGGCGCCAUCACCGUACACCUCUUCAAUGGCCGUACUCGCGCCCUCACUGCCCUCGUUACAGGUCUCGGCUCCAUCCUCGGCGCCCUCUUCCUCGGUGUCCUCAUUGACAAGCUCCCCUUCCGACGCAGGAUGCGCUCCUUCAUCGCCCUUGCGGCCGUCACUGCCCUCGCAUUAGGGAUCUGGAUUGGCGGACUCGUCCUCCAGGUUCAGUUCACCAGGCAGAGCGUGCCGCCCGUAUGGGACUGGACAGACAAAGCUGCGAUCGGGCCGAUCAUCCUUCUCGGCGCUUACUACUUUGGUGACGCAGCCUACCAAGGUCUCGCAUACUAUACCAUGUCAGCCAUGUCCAACGACGCCUUCCGUCUUGCCAGAUUGGCGGGGUACUACAAGGGUGUCCAGUCAGCCGGUGGUGCCGUCUCAUUCGGCAUGGACGCAGUCGCCACCCCUUACCUGACCGAACACCUGGUCUCGUGGCUGCUCCUCCUCUUUUCCCUCCCAUUCAUGUUCUACGUCCUCUACAUGACCCCCGAUACCAACUACGACACCGAGUCGGUGUACCACGUCGAGGAUGUCGCGGAUGAGAAGAUGGGCGGGGCGGCGAUGCCCAAGGGGCACCACGCGGAUGAGCAUGUCCAGGUGGCGAACAUGACGAGGGAUGGGGAGGUGGAUCAGAAGGCGUACUAG